Molecule: messenger RNA, 715 nt
Organism: Drosophila melanogaster (fruit fly)
Lineage: Eukaryota; Metazoa; Arthropoda; Insecta; Diptera; Drosophilidae
Exons: 2
Coding region: 39-671 (210 amino acids)
Cellular component (GO): nucleolus
Molecular function (GO): RNA binding; nucleic acid binding
Source: RefSeq, marked reviewed
ACUAAAAUUAUUUUUGCCCCACGAGAACGUAAACUACAAUGAAGGAAAUAAAAAAGAAAUCAAAGCCAAAACGCAAGCCCACUCGCAUGGAAGUGGAGGAGAGUGAGCCUGAGAUGCCGUUCUCUUAUAAGACGCAGCCAGAUGAAGGUGAGUCUGUGAAUGGGGAGGCACAUACCUCGGAUGACGGCGAUGAAAUGGAGCUGGCCACCUUCAAAGCCGCCAGCAAGAAGGGUGUCAUCUACAUAUCCAACCUACCCAAGCACAUGACCUUGACCCGCCUGCGUGAAAUCUUGGGCGAGUACGGUGCCAUCGGCAGAGCUUUCCUGCGGUCGCAGAAGCUGUCAAGAAAGCCUCAUAAUUUCCUCUUCGCCGAGGGUUGGGUGGAAUUCAAAUCGAAACGUGUGGCCAAACAGAUCGUUCCACUGCUCAACUACAAGCAGAUAUCCACGCACAAGAAGUCCCCAUUUUAUUACUCACUGUGGAUCAUGGAGUACCUGCCGCGCUUCAAGUGGGCCCGUCUAAACGAACUCAUGAACAUCGUGCCGGUCACCAACUCUCAGAACCAUCUCAAGUUCCUCAAUAAGAAGGCGAAGAAGGCCAAGAAAGUUAAGAAAGCCAAGAAGGCUCUGGCUGACAGACUUCUUGAGUUAGUGCUAGCCUCUAGCAUCUAAUGUUAACUAGAUUGCAAAUAUACUUAAAUAAAGUAGAUCAAAUG